ACCUCUGCCGGCUGAGGGUGACACAACCCUGUUCCCUGUCGCUCUGUUCCCGCUUAUCUCUCCCGCCUUUUCGGCGCCACCACCUUCUUGGAAAUGAGUCAGAGCAAAGGGGAGGGGGCCCAGACCACUGCCUCCCCUGGCAGGCCCCAUAAAAGCGACUGUCACUGGGUCCCAGACACCAGAGCAAGCUCAAGACCUAGCAGUGGGACAGCCAGACAGACGGCACGAUGGCACUGAGCUCCCAGAUCUGGGCCACUUGCCUCCUCCUCCUUCUCCUCCUCGCCAGCCUGACCAGUGGCUCCGUUUUCCCACAACAGACGGGACAACUUGCAGAGCUGCAACCUCAGGACAGAGCUGGAGCCAGGGCCAGCUGGACGCCCAUGCUCCAGAGGCGAAGGAGGCGAGACACCCACUUCCCCAUCUGCAUUUUCUGCUGCGGCUGCUGUCAUCGAUCAAAGUGUGGGAUGUGCUGCAGGACGUAGAACCUUCCUGCCCUGCCCCCAUCCCCUCCCUUCCUUAUUUAUUCCUGCUGCCCCAGAACACAGGUCUUGGAAUAAAACGGCUGAUUCUUUUGUUUUCCAAA
Molecule: messenger RNA, 583 nt
Organism: Macaca mulatta (Rhesus monkey)
Lineage: Eukaryota; Metazoa; Chordata; Mammalia; Primates; Cercopithecidae
Gene: HAMP
Product: hepcidin antimicrobial peptide
Biological process (GO): negative regulation of iron ion transmembrane transport; defense response to bacterium; intracellular iron ion homeostasis
Cellular component (GO): extracellular region
Source: RefSeq, a predicted model, not a curated record